UUAUAAUUAUUUUUGAACUUUAAUAUUUUUUUUUAGUCUAGUCAUUUUUAACUUAAAUUUAAGUAAAAUAUUUUGGAAUGGCAGCAAAUAGUAAUAUUAUAUGCUUUACCUGUUCCACAUGCGGUAUACAUAAGUAUUCUAUGCAAAAAUAUUUAGAUCAUUUGCAUAUUAUGCAUGAGCAUACAGCUGGUUAUCUUGCUGUAUGUAAUAUUGAUGGUUGCCCAGCAUCCUAUAAAUCUAUAAAAUGUUUGCGUCAGCAUAUUAGAAUUAAACAUACUACAAUUUACUAUUCAAAUAAUUUGUCAACAAACGUCUGCACUACUUCAACUGCUGAAAUAUUAGAAAAUGAAUAUUUAGAAAACUGUGAUGAUCAAAGCAAUGGAAAUGAAUGUGACAAUGCAACUAUCAGUUGUUUUCAUUCUGAUUCACCUGAUUUGUCUAUGUCAUUAGAAAAGUUGCUAGACACCUUGCAGCAGCAUUUUGCUCUGUUUAUUGUCGGAUUAGCUGAAAAGCAUUCUGUUCCAUCUGUGGUGCAAAUUGAUUUGGCUAAUGAAGUCCAAUCCUUGCUAACUUAUUAUAAUAAUAAUUUUUGUAGUAUUAUAAAACAGGAAUUAGGCAACAGCUUAGUAUCAAAUGAAAAUUUACAAAAUUUGUUAAACAAUGAAUUGAUUUUAGAUAGAGUUUUAUUAGUUGUUAACUCCAGCAAAAAAAUUAUUGCCUUUAGUAAAGCCAAUUUAGGACUUAUUUUGCCACUUGAAAUAAAUUUGUGUAGUAAAGAUGAUAUCUUAGAUGAAAAUGAUUUUUGUGUAGAUUCAAAUUGUGAUCAUCAAAAUGGUUUACCUAAAAGUGCUAUUAUUGGAAACGCUUUUGGUUAUACAACUUGUAAUAAUGAUAAUAACACAAACAUUAAAGAGUCUUUUCAAUACAUUCCAAUUUUACCACUGCUUAAACAGUUAAUUGAAAAAGAGGAAAUAUGGAAUUCUAUAAAACGAAAAUUAGAGAAUGAUUUGUCUGUGAAAACAAAUUUGCUUUAUUCAUAUUCAGAUGGUUUUAUUUGCAAGCACCAUAACAUUUUUAAUAACAAGUAUGCUUUAAGACUCCAUUUGUAUAUUGAUGAAUUUGAGGUAUGCAAUCCGAUUGGAGCUCAUCGUAAAGUACAUAAAAUAUGUGCAUUUUACUUUUUCCUGGGUAACAUUGAAGAUAAAUAUAUAUCAAGACUUUAA
Molecule: messenger RNA, 1223 nt
Organism: Hydra vulgaris (swiftwater hydra)
Lineage: Eukaryota; Metazoa; Cnidaria; Hydrozoa; Anthoathecata; Hydridae
Source: RefSeq, a predicted model, not a curated record